Molecule: messenger RNA, 2061 nt
Organism: Aureobasidium musti
Lineage: Eukaryota; Fungi; Ascomycota; Dothideomycetes; Dothideales; Saccotheciaceae
Source: the annotation of a GenBank genome assembly
GUAAAAGAGAUUGACUUUGACGAGGAUGAGUACGAUGACUACUACUCGGGCGAAGACGAGUACGGCUAUGAAGGCGCCGACACUGGAGCAGCACCAGCAGCAGCAGAUAGCCAAGAGGACGAACUAAGCGCCGAGGACAAAGAGCAGAUGCGCAUAGGUACCCAGAACGUGAGGGCUGCUCUAGGAGACGUCUCCGACUUUGUGACCGACGAGGCCAUACAAGAAGCUCUGUGGCAUUACUACUACGAUGUCGCCAAGUCCGUUACCUACUUGAAGAACCAGAAUGCUCCCCAGCAAGCACAACCCAAAGAGAAGAAGCAGAAGCCCGUAUCCAAGUUUGAUCAAGCUGCUACAUCAGCUGCUCAGAAGCCAGUCGAGAUUAAGGGUACCCCACUGCCCCGACCGCAUACGAAUCCCGCCGACCUCUUCAAUGGCAUAUCUUGGUUCAACGUCCCGGAAGAAAGAGCUGGAUGUAUAGUGUCUGAGCAGGUCCGUUCACCGCUUCGUUUGCUAGGCGGCACUGGCAAGCCCUCCAAGCUGGCUGCUCUGGCCGCUGCGAGGAAANAGAAGGAAGCCGAACAGAAGGCUGCACAAGAGGGUGGUCAAUCUGAUAAGCCUGCCGGUGUUGCAUCGCUCAUGGACCGUCUUGGUACAAGGUCUGCUCAGCCCGCAGGCCAGGAGAACGUCAAACCCGGAGAUGCCNCCCAGCAACCCGAGACUCGUACCUUCCCGAUUCGCAAGCGCAAAAGUCCUUCUCCACCGCCACCAGUUGAGGAUCGCAGACCUGCUGCUCCAGAGCCUACUACAACUGAGACAGCCGAGCCAGUGACAAAGCCCGUCGAACAUGUGCGCGCAGGUCCAUCAAUUUUCGCCAGCACAAUGUGUGGUGGCAGCUCUAGAAGGCGUCCUUCACACCAAGAAUCAGCUGUUUUCUCUCAAAACAUUCUGCCAGCCAUUUAUGGCCAUGACGCGAACCUUGCUAAUACCAAUGCCUUCUCAGGUCCGAGCCCAGAUGACAUUGUCAUGCAAGCCCAGGCANAAAGUUUGUCAGCCUCGGGCGCAAAGAAGCAGGCUUCCCAACAAAAGGACUCUAAAUCUGUCACCAACGGCGUCUCAUCUCUUAGUCUGGAGGAGCCACAGCAGACCAGUCAGAAGGUUAAAAGCAAGAACUUGGACGUCCUUGCGGAACACGCAAAAGCAGGACGCAAGAAUGCUGCCAGCUUUGUUGUUAUCGGACAUGUCGACCACGGAAAAAGUACACUCAUGGGUCGCUUGCUGUACGACCUCAAGGUUGUAGAUCAACGCUCGCUCGACAAGUAUCGUUUCCAACAAAAGAACAUUGCCUUUAUCCCUUGUUCCGGCCUCACUGGCGAGAACGUCGUCACCCCGGCUCCCGAAGCAGCAGCUUGGUAUACCAAGUCCGCAUCACACCAAACCCUCAUCCAAGCCCUUGAAGCCCACGAACCCACAAAAGCAGCUUUGUCAUCACCCUUCCGUCUUCNNCCUAUCUCAGAUAUCUUCCGCGGCGGUGUUCAAAACCCUUUGUCCAUUUCCGGCCGCAUCGAAGCCGGCACUUGUCAAGUAGGCGACUCUUUGAUCGCCAUGCCCGCCAACGAAUCCUGCAGCAUCAAAGGCAUCGAAGUGGAUAACGCAGCUGCAGACUGGGCAGUCGCCGGCCAAAUCGUAACUCUGCACUUGACAGAAAUCGACCCUGUACACCUGCGCAUCGCAGACCUGCUCUGCGAUGCCAGAGAAACUCCGUGGCCANACAUCAAGUCCUUCACGACAAAGAUCUUGGCGUUUGAACAUGUGUUGCCCAUGACUGUUGAUGUGCAUCGAGGACGCAUGCAUGUUCCCGGCCGUAUCAGCAGUAUGGUUUGUGUGUUGGAUAAAAGCAGUGGCAAUAUCACGAAGAAGAAACCGAGGGUUGUGCAGCCGGGGAGUGUGGCGAGAGUCAAGGUGGAACUCGAUACUGCUGUGCCGUUGGAGGUGCCUGGGAGGAUUGUGUUGAGAUCGGGUGGUAAUACUGUUGCUGCUGGGUUAUUGGAGGAGGUGCAUGCA